This is a messenger RNA of Cladocopium goreaui, 1707 nucleotides long. The record is from the annotation of a GenBank genome assembly. NCBI's taxonomy places the organism in Eukaryota, Dinophyceae, Suessiales, Symbiodiniaceae.
AUGGUCACCUUCGCAAUCGUCCUGAUCUUCGGACACGAACUUCCCUUGGGCCGCUCGUUGCCAACGUGUUGGCUUGAUCGGAUCUGCGUUCAUCAAACAGACAUGGACAAGAAGAAAGAGCAGAUCAAUGCUUUGCCAGUCUUUGUUGCGCAAUCUUCCAAGAUGCUGGUUUUGUGGGAUCAGACAUACUUCGAAAGGCUUUGGUGCAAUCUAGAGUUGGCAACGUGUGCGCGUUAUGGGGGCACUGAUAAAAUUGAGUUGAUGCCUCUUUGGUUGGCUCCGUGGUUGCUGUCCACAAUUUUCCUGGAUCUGUUAAGUGCAGGCAUAUUGGAGAUCAUGUUCCACCUUUUUCCCAACUACAGUGCGGCAUGGAUGCACGACAUUUCUGAGAUGUCUGAAUCUAUAUUCGGGCACAAUCCUGCCAUGGAAUCAUUCGUAUCCACUUUUGCCGUUUGGAUGUUUUCGGGCAUCGCUUAUCUGCCCGUUUCUAUACCCAGUUUCUUCUGCUUUCGAGCAAAGCUUCUCAGCCAUCAGUUGAUGCUGGAGCAGAUGUCAACUUUUGAUGUGAGAGCAGCGCACUGCACAGUGGCUUCAGAUCGUGCUUCCAUAGAGGAGCAGGUCACGGCGCUGUUUUCGGGGAUGGAGGACAAGACAGCAGCACCUUUGCCAUCUGCUGUUGAUGAUGGCGAGGUGGUUCUUCAACGAUUCGAACCGUUGCAAGAAGAUCCUUUGGUCCGCUUCAACGCAUUCAUCCGGGGCAACCUGCGUGAAUUCGUGAUCUCUCAGAUUGGAGAUGAACUUUCAGUGCCGUAUCACAUUUGUUUAGUCGCAUUCCUGCCAAUGAUUUUUUAUUCCAGCGUCAAUGUGCUGGGAUGUGACAAUGGGCCUUGUGCCAGCUCAGCCAAAUUGGCCGGAUACAGAUCCGUGAGUGAGUACAUGAUCACGCAAAUUGUCGGGUGGGUGCUUGUUUUCGUUUUAGCAUUUCCAUUGACAUACCCGCUUCUGCUUCGAAUGAUCAACUGCGUGCUCUCCUUCGGCGACGGUCCAUUACAGCUUCUCUUAGCCUUCCUUUGCUGCCCCCUGGCCUACAUCUACAUGUACGUUUGCGGCGGCAUUUGUUGGAGUUCUUUUUAUACUCUCGUGAAGGAGCCUUCCGCAAUCCAGCUGCUGGUCUUCCUAUUGGUCUUGGCUGUGCUCAUCAUGCAACUCCUCUGGCUGUUUCAAAAUCCAUCCCGCCGGCGCACGGAAUCUUGUCGCUGUGUGAAACGUCAAACCUAUGAGGCAUUGGCUCAUGUACAGUCAGGAGAGUAGUCAAAAACCAUACACCCGGAGAGCAUUGAAAUAGCAAAAAUAUGCAAAAAUAGCAAAGUAUAUCAAAGUAUCCAAAGAGAUCAAAAGAGGAUAAAGAUCGAGGUUCCUGACGGUUGCUGGAUGGUCAUCGAAAAUGUUGCCGAAGCGCUGAAACCAAGUUCUACUAGGUUAGUCCAAUGCUGUCCUGUUUCACUGGCACAUCUGCAUUUUUUGACCUUUAAGCAGAAGGCAUCUGCGAUGUGCCCGAUGUUGAAAGCAUCAAACGAUGAUGUGCGGAUGUGCAGUCAUCCAACGAAGUACAUGUUUGAACAAAAGGUCCAGCUGAAGCCAACAAACCUACACAUUUGCAAGUUUCUCAAGUUUACUAUCGCAUGCCGUUUGCAAGCCGAAGGUGCG